AUGUGGCCCUCCAAGUCCCCCCGCCUACAGGCUGUGGCAGUGAUUUGUUUUCUUCUCGUGAUUUUCCAGCGAGUUCUCAAUGUAUGGAUACCCAUCCAGACUGGAGCGAUCAUUACAUCUUUGGCAAAUCAACAAAAUGCAAAUGACCGCCAACCACCGUGGUUUGAGAUCUGCAUGUAUGUUUUUUACCGGUGGCUGCAGGCAAAUGUGGGCUCUUUGCGCUCUGGUCCCUGGAUUCCCAUCGGCCAGUAUUCCUACCUGGAGCUUUCCACAGCUGCCUUCGAACAUGUUCACAGUCUCAGCUUGGACUUUCACCUGCGAAACCAGACAGGCGAGCUUCUUUCAGCUCUGAACAAAGGCAAAUCAAUCAAUUCAUUCCUGGAGCAAAUAAUAUUUCAGUUCCUUCCUACGCUAGCUGAUCUGCUCAUCGCAAUUGGGUAUUUCCUAGUUGCAUUUGAUGUUUACUACGCCCUCGUGUGGAAUGCGAAGACCAGAAGAAAGAUGGUCGAUGCUUCGAGGCACGAGGAUGCGAUCAAAAACGAUUCGUUGGUCUCCUACGAAAUGGUGAAAUACUUCAAUGCGGAACAACACGAGUUUGCCCGAUACCGACGCGCUAUCUGCAAUUACCAGAAUACUGAGUACUACACAUUUCUCUGUGGGACUCUAUUAAACACCAGUCAAAGCACUGUGCUGUUGACCUGUUUACUGGUCACUUGCUUCAUCGCUGCAUUUCAAGUCUCUACUCUCCAGCAACCAGUGGGUCGGUUUGUUACCUUGUUGAUGUACAUGGCCCAGCUACAAGGUCCUCUGAGCUUCUUCGGAGCCUUCUAUGUCUCCAUACAGUCGGCCUUGAUCACUGCGGAGCGUAUGUUGGAGCUUUUCAAAGAGAAGCCAACAGUCACUGACAGCGAUCACGCCUCCCCCUUGGCCACUUGUGAAGGAAGGGUCGAGUUUCAGAAUGUUAAAUUCUCCUAUGAUCCGCGGAAUCCUAUAUUGAAUGGACUCACGUUCACUUGUCGACCAGGAACCACUACAGCCCUCGUGGGAGAGUCCGGUGGUGGCAAAUCUACGGUUCUCCGUCUCCUCUUCCGGUCCUACAACCCUAAACAUGGCAAAAUCCUCGUCGACGGACAUGACGUCCAGGAUAUCACGAUUGAUUCUCUGCGCAGGCAUAUCGGUGUGGUUCCGCAGGAUACGAUCCUUUCCAACGAGACUUUGAUGUACAACUUGAAGAUCGCAAAUUUAAAUGCUAGUGAUGAAGAUGUGUACCACGCCUGUCGCAAUGCCGGUAUUCAUGCCAAGAUCAAGAGUUUUCCAGACGGCUACAACACCAAAGUUGGAGACCGUGGACUGCGCCUCAGCGGCGGUGAGAAGCAACGUGUGGCAAUCGCUCGAGCUAUCCUCAAAGAUUCUCCAAUCAUACUGCUGGAUGAAGCUACGUCCGCGCUCGACACUAAAACCGAAGAGCAUAUCCAGAAUUCCCUUGCAACUUUGUCCAAUGGCCGAACCAUGCUCAUCAUUGCCCAUCGGCUAAGCACCAUCACAUCGGCAGACCUCAUUCUAGUCAUAGAGGAAGGCCAGGUGGUCGAGAGCGGCACGCAUGAGGAACUGGUGAAAAUGCAAGGCCGUUAUUCCCGCAUGUGGCGAAAACAAAAUGGUGAGACGGACACACCUCAAACCCACGACAAGGUGGUGCGCAUUUAA
This is a messenger RNA of Penicillium samsonianum, 1704 nucleotides long. RefSeq lists its product as uncharacterized. NCBI's taxonomy places the organism in Eukaryota, Fungi, Ascomycota, Eurotiomycetes, Eurotiales, Aspergillaceae. Gene Ontology annotation, biological process: transmembrane transport. Gene Ontology annotation, cellular component: membrane. The record is from RefSeq and is a predicted model, not a curated record. The coding region runs from base 1 to 1704 and encodes 567 amino acids. The transcript has 3 exons. Gene Ontology annotation, molecular function: ABC-type transporter activity; ATP hydrolysis activity; ATP binding.